CGUUGUCCGCAGUGGAGAGUAAGGUCAGACUCUCUCGGCCUGUUUACGGACUCUGUUACAGAACAUCAUGGUGUUUCUGACGUUACCCUGCUGGAUACGGAGUCGAGGGCCUGACCGCUACUGGAAGGUGCAGGAGCUGCUGAAGAAUGCGCGGCACUUCAGAGGCAGGAAGAACCGAUGCUACAAGCUGGCGGUCCGGGCGGUCCGCAGGGCCUUCGUCUACGCAACAAAGGCGAGAAAAGCAAAGCGGCGCAACAUGAGAACGCUGUGGAUUUCUCGCAUAGCUGCAGCUUCGCGUGAGCACGGAAUGAAAUAUCCUGUUCUAAUGUACAAUCUCGUACAAUGCAGCGUCCAGCUGAACCGGCGGAUUUUGAGUGACCUGGCGAUCACAGAGCCACGGACGUUUCAGGCUCUGGCGACGUUGGCGCGAGCGCGGCAGCAGGAGGGCCUGCAGGCGGCGCUGGGAGACGGGAAAGAGCCGCCGGGUGUCUUCUCACGCAUCACACAGCUGCAGUGAACGACUCCCCCUCAACCAAUCGCAGCGCACCUGUGCCGUUUCUCCACAGAGUCCCAGAGCAGCAUGAGACCCUCUACAGUUACAGCAGAGUCCGGAUUUACUGACCUGCAGAGUCCAGGUGUCCAGUUUUACUGACCUGCAGAGUUCAGACUGUAGUAGCCGGGUCUCUUCAGGUGUUUGGAAGAGUUUCACGGCUGCAGUGUGACGUUCGUUACAUCGGCCUUUGCAGUGCUGUCGGCGCAGAAGGCUGCAAUAUGCAAAUGAGCCCUCUAACCAAUCAUAAUCUUUACUGUAUGCUUUAAGGGUUCUUUAGCCAAGGAAAUGGUUCUACAUAGAACCA
Messenger RNA from Colossoma macropomum (tambaqui), 857 nucleotides. RefSeq names its product mitochondrial ribosomal protein L20 (gene mrpl20). Gene Ontology annotation, biological process: translation; ribosomal large subunit assembly. Gene Ontology annotation, molecular function: rRNA binding; structural constituent of ribosome. The transcript is spliced from 4 exons. The record is from RefSeq and is a predicted model, not a curated record. NCBI's taxonomy places the organism in Eukaryota, Metazoa, Chordata, Actinopteri, Characiformes, Serrasalmidae. The coding region runs from base 68 to 517 and encodes 149 amino acids. Gene Ontology annotation, cellular component: ribosome.